GGGAACUGGAGGGAUCGUUGGAUACGAUAAUCGCGAGUCGGAGAAUAGAUUUACGUAUUAUUGUUCUUGUGUAUUAGUGGCGUUAAAGCGGCAAUAGGAACGCUGUUGCGCGCGCUAGUCGCCAGGCUAGUGGUAGUAGGAAGAGUGGUGAACGUAGUGCCGGCUACGAUGGUGGUGGUGGUGGUGAUUAAGAUAAGUACGGGGGACUGAGUGCACGUCAACGAGAUUUUCUGUUCGACGAGACAAGUUCUCGCGAACCAUUCCCACCUCAAAGGAUGUGUUAGCGAAACUUGUCGAAAGGUGUGGAACAUAGAAGAACGAUACAAUGUUGAGGGAUUACUCGCAGAUCACGCAGGCGUUGUUGGGAACGUUAUUUACGUGGGCUCUGACCGCAGCGGGUGCCGCACUCGUAAUUGUGAUUCGGGGAAAACAGCGUAAACUGUUGGACAUCAGCCUGGGAUUUGCGGCCGGCGUAAUGAUAGCUGCUAGCUACUGGUCCCUAUUGGCACCUGCUAUCGAAAUGGCGACAGAGAGCAAAAUGUACGGGGCGGACGGCGAAUACGUAUUCGUACCGGUCGGAGUUGGAUUUCUCAUUGGCGCGGCAUUUGUGUAUGGGACGGACGUGUUGAUAUCUUCCCUCGGCCUUCAGUCCCCAUGAAAUGCAAAACUAAAGAGUGACGAGGAUUUAAACGAUUAUGAUCCGUAUUACGACGUACAGAUUUCCGGUGGAAAUGUAUAUACUCAAUUUGAGUCGACGACCAUCGAUGGUUUCAACGAGCAAAAUACUCGAAGACGGCAAAUUACAAGUAUAAAUAGACCGACAGAUACAGAUGAACACGAAGCAAUUUACGAAGAUCUGAAUAACGAACGGAAAAACAAUCAGUGGAGGAGAGUCUUGUUACUCGUCGUCGCCAUUACCGUACACAAUAUACCCGAAGGACUGGCAGUUGGAGUCGGUUUUGCUGCGGUGGGAAGCAGCGCUUCAGCAACUUUCGAAAACGCAAGGAACCUCGCGAUCGGAAUCGGCAUUCAGAAUUUUCCGGAGGGAUUAGCGGUAUCUUUGCCCCUACAAGCGGCCGGUAUCAGUACCUUGAAGAGCUUCUGGUACGGUCAACUCUCGGGGAUGGUCGAGCCUCUCGCCGGCGUCCUUGGUGCAGCCGGAGUCGCGCUCGCUGAACCUGCGCUGCCAUAUGCACUUGCCUUCGCGGCCGGUGCAAUGAUCUACGUCGUGAUCGACGACAUUGUCCCGGAAGCGCACCAAAGUGGAAACGGUAAACUCGCCAGCUGGGCAGCCGUCGUUGGUUUCUUGGUAAUGAUGUCCCUAGACGUUGGAUUAGGGUAAAACGACGACCUCGUCGAGCAAAAUAUUCCGCGAGGGAAUCGAUUCCCCCCUCUGCGGAUAAGGCAAUCGGUAAAUUGCUAAUCGUUCCUCUCCCGUUUUUAGACGCGCUCGAGAUACCGCACACGCGGCAAUCUCGGCGCCAUGCAACCACAAGACGAUUCAAUGUUCGAUCGAAUUUCCGUGCGAUCGCCAUGAAUCGGCGUCGAAACGAAGUAUCGUGGGAUCGUGCGCGGUUCCCCGCGACGUAAGCUAUCGAAAUCGGUCUUCCGUGAAUCUAGCCUUCGUUCGAUACGAUUCAGAAGUCAAUUAGAUCAACUAGACGACGACCUUCGGCGACGCUUUAGAUGUUAUUACGUCGCGCGUUAUACGAAUCAUCGAACGGGAGCUCACGAUCGGACAUUGAAAUCGGUUCUCUCAGGGAACAUUAUUCCAUGGAUCUUGUUUUCAUUCGACGCUAAUAAUCGCAAAGAUCAAUGCAUCGUGUACCGCGGCACACCAAACAGCCUGGGUGGCUUCGAUGGCUGUAACAUUUUCAAUUUCCCGUGCAGCGUCGAGAAAACGAGAAUAAUUGCUUCUCGAGAUUUUCCUGCCGUCAAACAAAAUCGUUAAUUAAUCAUUCCUCGUUAUAUCUAUUAGAAAAAUAGUAAAAGAGAGAGGAAAAAACCGAAGCGAUGCGGGUCACAUCGCGUUCACUACUGCCUUUUGGAACUGAAACUACUGAAAAGAACUGCGGACAGUAUUUAAAAAAUCAUGGAUGAUUGUCAAU
Messenger RNA from Dufourea novaeangliae, 2108 nucleotides. It is a transcript of the gene Zip48C, whose product is annotated as zinc transporter ZIP11. The record is from RefSeq and is a predicted model, not a curated record. Gene Ontology annotation, molecular function: zinc ion transmembrane transporter activity. Lineage: Eukaryota; Metazoa; Arthropoda; Insecta; Hymenoptera; Halictidae. Gene Ontology annotation, biological process: zinc ion transmembrane transport. Gene Ontology annotation, cellular component: membrane.